Molecule: messenger RNA, 1470 nt
Organism: Raphanus sativus (radish)
Lineage: Eukaryota; Viridiplantae; Streptophyta; Magnoliopsida; Brassicales; Brassicaceae
Exons: 2
Coding region: 38-1441 (467 amino acids)
Source: RefSeq, a predicted model, not a curated record
CAAAGAAAUGACGACGAUUUCUGCAAACUAGGGUUUGAUGAGCUUUCAAGGCUGGGAUCCGGGUUUACGCAGGGAGUUAUGGAUUCGCAGGGGUAUCAAUUACAGGAUCGGGAAGGUUCAGAAACAACAAAGAAUUUUGGGCAAUAAGAUCCGGCGAGAUCAACAAGGAUUAUAUCGAAGAGGGAUACUAAGGAAAUCAAAGGCGAGAUUGGGGUUCUCAAGAAAUCAAGGUAUGAAUUUUGUUCUCAUUAAAACAGAAUCAUGCUCACACAAUCGGCAGAUCCGAAAGGAAAGCGUCGAUGCAGAUGUUGUGGAUAUCCUCUUGGAGGGAAAUGAAGAGUUCAUUGCAGGUGAUGAGGAAUUUCAAAAUCUAACUGAUGGUGAGAUGGAGGAAUUGGAUACUUUACAAGUGGACAAUGAUGGGGUUAUGGAACCGGGUGCUCAGAACAUAGCAGGCGGGGAAGAGGAGAAGAAGAAAGGAACUCGCAAAGCUUUGUUUAAGCCAACCUCGCUGGCGGUAGGAACUUCGAAGAAACUGUUUGUCCAGGCAGUGUUAUCACCAAGGAAAAAGGUUCAGGGUAAGGUAGGAAAGAAGCAGGGAAAAGUCACAAGAAAGAAAGAGGAUAAGGGCCCUUCAAACCCGAUCUUCUUCAUGAUUUUAUAUCCAGUGGAGAGCAGUGAAGUGAUGUCCUGUGUGUUGUUGGUGUUUUGCAAUUUUUUUCCUUUAGUAAUAAGCUCUGUGAGCGUUUUCUUGUUGCUGGUUUUAAGGUUGUUUAGGCAUAGUGUUGGCCUUCUUUUGCUUGCUUGUUAUAAUCGUGAGUUACGGUUAAGGAAUAAAAUGGUUGUUUUGGGUUUAAUUGUAAUUGGUAUUAUGGUAUCUGGUCAAAGUGCGUUAUGUGGUAUGAUGGGUUUACAAUGGAAUCUGGUUCAAGUGUGUAAGCGAUGGGUACUAUGGACUAAAUUGGCAAGCAGCAAACAAGGUCAAAGGUAUGUAAUUUGCUUCAGUCAAAUGAAAUUUUAUAUUGGUCUUGGGGGAGAAAAGAAUAAUUUUGGUAAAUCAGAGAGAAAAAUAAGCGUAUUAUGGUGCUUGGAAGUUCUACUAAGCUUGUAUAAAAGGAAGAUGGAAUCUUUGGUUGCUGACGUUCGUUUGGUUACUAUGGAUACAAUGGAGAUUAAACAAUUAUACCAGAAUGUGGUAUUUAUUUUUUCUGCAGGGAACAAGGAAGCUGUGUGUGUUUGCUGGCGGUUUUUCAUAAGUUCAUUAGACAUGAGCAGUGUGCAAGGUUGGAAUUGGAUUAUCUUAAUAUGGUUACGGUUGUUGGGAUCAAGAAUAAGGGAUAAAGGGAGAUCAUUACCUCCACAAGUCUUGGCUCGAUGGAGCUUACUUUAUAAUAUUUUUUAUGAAAGUACUCAGUUGGAAUUGUCGUGGCAUGGGAAGUAAAUGGACUAUAAGUUACCUCCGGGAAAUUU